Molecule: messenger RNA, 2351 nt
Organism: Gigantopelta aegis
Lineage: Eukaryota; Metazoa; Mollusca; Gastropoda; Neomphalida; Peltospiridae
Product: very-long-chain (3R)-3-hydroxyacyl-CoA dehydratase 2-like
Exons: 7
Coding region: 43-726 (227 amino acids)
Biological process (GO): fatty acid elongation; sphingolipid biosynthetic process; very long-chain fatty acid biosynthetic process
Cellular component (GO): endoplasmic reticulum membrane
Molecular function (GO): 3-hydroxyacyl-CoA dehydratase activity
Source: RefSeq, a predicted model, not a curated record
UCGAAGUCCUACAACGGUGUCAGUUUUACACAACAGGCCACGAUGGAAAGCAAGAAGAAAGAAAAGGGCGAAAACGCUUUAAUUAAGACCUAUCUUGUGGCGUACAAUGUAUCGCAGAUGUUAGGGUGGACUAUAUUGUUGAUCAUCGGCGUGAGCCAGUUUUUCAUGAAAGGACAGAACUCGGUUUAUAAAGAAGUGAAUGCUCUCUUGAAAAUUGUCCAGACUGCAGCAAUCCUAGAAAUUGUGCAUUGUGCUGUUGGCUUUGUCCGGUCGAACGUGUUGCUAACGGCGAUACAGGUGUAUUCACGUGUCUUUGUCGUGUGGGCUGUUAUCCACAGUGUCAGCAUUGUUCAAGUUAAUAAUGGCUUUUUGAUGUUGCUGCUUGCUUGGACUGUGACUGAAAUUAUCCGUUACGCCUUCUACUUUUUCUCCUUGCUGGGUAAAGUGCCUCACUUCUUAGUGUGGCUGAGAUACACUUUAUUCAUUGUGCUGUAUCCGCUUGGAGUAACAGGAGAGUUGUUGGUCAUUUGGGCAUCACUUUCCUACGUUGAGAAGACCAGGAUGUUUAGCCUUGACCUUCCCAACCAAAUGAACAUAUCAUUUAACUUCUUUUACUAUCUGUGGUUCGUCAUGCUCAUGUAUAUUCCACUGUUUCCCCAGCUGUAUCUGCAUAUGUUGACUCAGAGAAAGAAGAUUUUGGGGACAGCAAGACCCAAAACAGAAUAGAGAUUCAUGUUGAGAUUAUUAUAUCAACUUACACAAUAUUUACUCAUAUUGUCAUCAGAUAAAUAGAAAAACCAAAUAUCAUAUUACCAAACAACGAAAUAUUCAUUUAGAUUUAUAUCGUAUUUCCAUUAUUGGUUGUUGAUUUGUAUCAUAUUUCAGAUAUUGGUCAUUGUCGUUUCAUAUUUUCGCUAUUGCUCGACCUUCUAAUUGUGUUUGAUUAUUAGUCAUUGGGUCUGUACUGUAAUUUUAUUACUUUCACUUAAUUACUUUUUGUACUUCAUGGUGCGAGACGUAGCUACAUGUAAGUGGUAAAACACUCACCUGAUGUACGGUUAGUCUGGGAUCGAUUCCUGCCUGUGGCCCAUUGGGCUAUUUCUUGUUUCAGCCGGUGUACCACGAAUGGUAUAUCAAAGGCCGUGCUUUGUGCUAUCCUGUCUCUGUAAUGGUGCAUAUAAACGAUCUCUUGCUACUAAUGGAAAAAUGUAGUGAGUUCCUCCAAGACUACACAUCAAACUUUCCAAAUGUUUGACAUCCAAUAGCCGAUGAUUAAUAAAUCAAUGUGCUCUAGUGGUGUCAUUAAACGAAACAAACUUUUAUCUUUAAUGACUUCAUUUUCUUUCCGUCUUGUAGCCUCCAUUGUACACUGUUGUUUUACAUAAUUAUAUAUAAAUAAUAUUUUAUUAUACUUGAAAUUUGUGACGCCCAAUAGCUGAUGUGUAUUUUUUUGUGCUGGGGUGUCGUUAAAACAAUCAUUCAUUCCUUCAUUGUAGGCUCCAUCAUGAGUGAUUCUUCAUGUUUAGCUGUUUUUGAUUGUUAGAAAAUUGAGAAAUUGCUAUAUGUACAUGUAUUUAUGUCGCUACUCAGGGUGUGGUGUAACUUUAGGGUAGCGUGUUUGUCCAAGGUGUAGUGGACCCACUGGGUUAUUCUCUGCCACGGCCAGUACCCCAUGACUGGUUAAACAGAGAGAAUAAAACAACAUUGAACAAAAACAUCUAGUAAAAUUUGCAGUGUCUUGAAAAGUAUAGGCUUACGGCCUUUUAUCAAAGAAUAAGGACAAGAAUAGUUUUCAUUUACCACGGGCAUAUGGAGUGUCUAAAAAAAAUCUUUGAUCAAAGGCAGUGGUAUAUGCUGUCCUUUCCCAGUAUUGGAAUAAUAUUGUCAGCUUCUUAGUAUAAUUUUCUAAUUAAUUUCUGGAGCUUUUGAGACCAAUGGAAAAAAAAUGAUUUUUAUAAAAACAGAAAUGAAUUCUUUAAAAAUUAACAAGAACAAGAACAUUUGUUCUGUUAUUCUUGUUCAAGUAAUUUAUGCUUGGAGACCGAUGAUGAUGGACACCAAACAGUCAUGGUUUAAAAAUGUGCAGAUAUCACAGAACAAAUCUUUAUUUAAUUGUGGCUCAAUGUUUUUGGUGUCCCAUCAUUCUCCAUUUUACAACAGUAUUUCUCUCACCAGCGAUUGCAUUAUUCUCCAAUGGCAUUUCUAUCACAUUGCUUAAUCGGCCAGCUAUAUUUUCAUUUGAAUUAUUUCUUGCUUUAUUUAUUUCUGGUGUUCAGUUUGUAUAUCUGUAGAACACUUAACAUUUUUGCCUGCUGUGCAUUAUUUUGAUUAGUAAAUAAUUUGAAAGCCAA